Molecule: messenger RNA, 4283 nt
Organism: Lineus longissimus
Lineage: Eukaryota; Metazoa; Nemertea; Pilidiophora; Heteronemertea; Lineidae
Product: phosphatase and actin regulator 4-like
Exons: 12
Coding region: 1361-2926 (521 amino acids)
Biological process (GO): actin cytoskeleton organization
Molecular function (GO): actin binding
Source: RefSeq, a predicted model, not a curated record
UUUUCUCUAGUUUUCACGCUGGUUUAUUUGAGUUUGACAGCUGUUUCAAGAAAAAAAACUGGAGAAAGGCUGUGGUCAUAAAUCACCAAGUCAUCAUUGAUAGAUUUGACAGAUCACUUUUAUUGGUCUCGUGUAUUCCUGACGGGUGGACAUUUCAAUCAAUAAAGAAGCAGUACUAGAAUGUACUGUAAGACAUAUCUGUUGGUCUGGCUUCUUUGUGUGGUGGCGUCAUCUGCUUAUAUAGAUUGUGACACUCCCAAGCCAAGCCAAGCAAUAUACACCAUGUUUACGUGCAUACUGAGUGUACAUUCAUCAGUUGGAGCUACAUGUAUGUCCAUUACUCAGUUUUCAAUGAAAUCCCCUUUCAUUCAGGACCUAAUCAGUUUCUUGUCAUUAGAGAUGAAAACCCAAUAGAACCUCCCUUAUGAAACACCUCUGUUUUAUAGCAGACACCCUCUCUAAAAGACACUCGCUUAGUUCUAGAAUUGAUGAUUUCUGACCAAUUUGACCUCUGUAAUCUAGACUCCUCUAUAGGGCAACCUUUGUCAGUUCUUAUCCAAUUUCUUAUUUUGUCUAGGUGCUACUUUAGUGUAAGUUAGUCGAGCAGAGAGUUUGGAAGCAUUUUUGGGUUGUCGAAUGUUAUAAAAUCACCAGCUAUUGAGUUCUGUCCAUCCCAGGGCAGUCGGUAAUAGAGAGGUUCGAUAGUUAUCUAUGGCCAAUUGAAUAAGAUAUUGGUUUUCUGAUGUAUCGGUCCAUAUAAGUCCAUGUGUGAUCUAGGACAGCAGGACUGUGUAUGAAAGGACAUUGUGUGUCGGUUAUUGCGUAUUGGUCUAUGGUCGUGGUACUGUUUCUAUUGGCAAAAUAUCUCAUGUUGAUAAACAAUGCAUGCGCCAUACACUUCACAGGUGAAUGAGGAAUAAGUUUGCUCUCUUGUGAAUUCUUCAUGCGAUUCGUGUAUAAUUUCAGGAAAUAACAAGAAUUCUUUGGAUCUGACAUUUCCAGGCCUAGAACUGCGCGGCAGUGGUAUGAACAAAUGUUGUGGAGUAUCAUAUUGCUAAUUCACUCACCUUGAUUGAUUGAUUGAUUGGUUGAUUGACAGAUUUGACUUUUGGAUUCUGCAGUGUCAUGAUUCUUAUCAAAGAAUGGUGGUGAAAGUCUCCGAAGUCACUUGUGGAAGCAUGUCAGCCACCUUAGAAUGACAAGAAUAAACUUUUAAUCUGCCAUUGACUGGGAAGAAAUAUUUCAGCCAAAUCUGUCUACAACAGACUGGGAGACUCCUGUCCAAAUCUUCAAUAAAAAUAGACAAUAGAUUAUACUGUUGCACUUUGCAAGUUUCGGAGCCUGAACUUCAGUUUCGGAAAUGAGUAAAAUAAGCAUGAAGGAGAAUUUCCUCAAAUCGAUCUUUCAUCAGAUCAGGAGCUCUACUUCUAAGGAGAACUUGAAUAAGGAACAGAAAGACUCGGUGAAAGAAGAAAAAUAUGAAGCUCCCACAGCAAAUGGUUCAACGCCCUUGGCUUCAACAACGGCGGGUCACAAUGACUCGCACUAUUCACAUGACCACGAUGGCAAUAACAUACCCAUGGCAUCGAAGUCAUUAUCCCCAGAUUCUCAGGUAGCACACAGUGAUAGUUUAGGGACGAUACGUCCGACCUCAGGCUUGCCGGCAUCACGGGAGUUGCCCCGAGAACCUCCUGUAGAUACACCUCAGCAUCAGAACCCCUCUGUGAUGGCAUUUAAAGUCCUGCCUCCUCUACCGCCAAUGCACAAAUUUCAUAAUUAUGAAGAAGUUGUGCAGCGAAAAGAAGAAGCAUCCCAUCCAUACAACCCGUCUUAUGAUUCAAAAGUGAAACAAAAUGAACAGUAUGACAAUAUGCCUCAUCAUAAUCAUGUAGGAAUAAAAGGUGGCGUUAACGUCAUGAAUCACGGCCAGAGUAUGACGUUACCGCCUAGCUCACCGCGUGUUCAACAACAGAACGACUACUCCAAGUCGACUACCCCGGUAUCGAGUAUGCAGCGAUUUUCCUACACGAGUAACACGUUACCGAUCCGAUCUGGUAGCCCUACAUCGCCGUACGGAGUGUCCCAUUUACCAUAUCCGGUAAUUGAUACAAGCCGGGUCGAGGAGAUACCGGCACGGGAACCCAACCUACAGAUGCAACCUAAGAAGAGCGCCCUGAAGAACUCCAGUGGUCCGAAAGUUGCCCCGAAACCAAAGAUGAAGCCAAGAAUUGUUAAAAUGGCGAGACCAGAUGAUGUGGAGAAACCAAGAGAAAUCGAAAGUGAUAAGGAGAAUAUCCCAGAGAAUGACGACUCAGACGAUGGUGAAAUCAAGUGGAGAGAUGAUGAUGAUGAAGGUAGUCGGAAAAAGCCUGUACGGUAUCGUUUGCCCAAAGCUUGGUCAAAUAUAGAAUGUACUAGACAAGGCUGGGCAUCCAAGGUGGCACGGCGAGAUAGCUUGGCGAAAUUCCUCAGCAAUAGACCGCCUAAGUCCGAGCUAGAAUGUCGCAACAUCCUGCCUAGUAAGUCUGACCAAGAGAAGCUACGGGAGCGAGAAGUGGUCGGCCAAAAGUUAACACGGAGGUUGAGUCUGCGACCGUCAGCAGAGGAAUUAGAGAGUCGGAAUAUUCUGCACCGACAUACACAGGAUGAAAUUGCUAAAGAGCGUAAUGAGACGAAAAAAGUUUUAACCAGAAAAUUGAGUUUUAGACCGACAAUAGAAGAAUUGAAAGAGCGCAAAAUUAUUAAAUUUAGUGACUAUAUAGAAUUUACUGAAUGCAACGAGUACGAUAGGAAGGCAGACAAGCCUUGGACGAGGCUGACGCCCAAAGACAAGGCAGCAAUCAGGAAGGAACUCAAUGAAUAUAAAGCCCAGGAAAUGCCUGUGCACGAAGGGAGUAAACACCUCACAAGGUUCCAUCGGCCUUGACGUGGCGACUUUGGCAUUGUUUUGUAUAUAAUCACCCAUUGGCUCUGAAUACUGUACUUGGGUACACAAUCUAUGAUGUGAUUCUGAUCCACAUACACCAAACGGAUUUGGACUUGUGGAUUGAUAAGUAUGUGAUUUGAAUCCACUUAUGUGGAUCAUCAAGCACUUAGAAUGCUGAGAAAGCCUACUCAGUGUGCUGUAAUGUGUCACGGAAAGCAACCUUAAACAUUUCUCGUGUAAAUACACAAACUAUGGAUCGUCAUUGUAUCAGGACUACAUGGCUUUGGUUGAUCUUGGUCAUAGGGAGACGGAAAGUUUGGUAAGAAGAUGAUAUUGUUGACGAUUCAGUCUGCUACUUUCACGUGUGAGGAGAUGCUUGUUUAUACAAACUGAAAGACACAUGCUCAUUUCCAUGCAGAAAUUGAUAACGAGUUUCAGAAAACCAGUCCGAACAAGAGUUACAAUUGUUAGGUUUUGACGAUUUGUAGAACCCUUGAACCGCACACAAGAUGUACCGGCCGCCUGGAUCCCAAUUGUACAAAUGUAUAGGGGGAGGUAGUCUUCAUGUAUAGAAAACAGUGCUGCCAUCUCAUUUUUCAAGGUGAAACCAACCUGGACUUGAACGCUAGAACUGAGGAAAAGUUAUCAGUGAGGGUCUGCAGUACAUAGUGUAUGAAAUCGGUACAUCCUGGGUACGGUAACAAAAGGGUUGAUUGAUGAUGUUCCCUUGGUGGAAAGUGCCCAUAGCAUUAAGAAUUGAUUCUUGAUCAUGGACUUGUAUCAAAAACAAACUCAUGACAUCACGGGCGUGACACAUUCUAAAUCUCCUUGUGUUCAACUGGUAUUCUGAAAAUUCGUAAAGAACGUCAGUCUUCUUAACGGAUUGAUACUCAUUCUUUCAUGCUUAUGGUGCUAUGUAGACAAGUCUAGUGCUAGUGCAAGACUUAACUAUGGGCUUUGAUCGAGGACACAAACUAGUAAAAUCAGGAAAAGAAUGAAGGAUUUUAGAAUCUCGAUGUUACUGUUGUAAAGGGGUCAUUCAUAAAGUUUUGUUAUGCUGACGAUUUUGAACUGGGGGUCAAUGUAAGUGACAUGCUUGCGGAGGUGCCUGUGGACAACCAUGGAGUGGAAGGAGGUUAUAAAGUGGGCUUGGCACUUACGGCAGAAGUAAGGAUGUACAAUAGUUUUUGAGUGACUCCUAUUCAUGAUUACAUGUAGUUGAGGAUAUACAUGUUUGAUAAUUGAAAGACAGUUUCGUUGUGAAUACACUCGGCUGUGAAUACAUGUAGCUCCUUGCCAUUUAUAGGACAGCGCAAUUUGAUAAGUUUCACAUUCUGAAAAGGAGUUAGGGACAAAC